GUGGAGGUCGCGGCUUGUUGGCUCAUUGUGCACUCGCCCCUCCGUUCGUUCUGCUUGGCACUCGUUCCAAGCCCCGCCUUGCCUGACCAGCCCAGUCUCACAACUCCGCUCGUUCCCUGCAGUCCACGAUGGAGUACAGAAGUGACCAGGUGCCAAUGACUCCUCGCUCCGCGCAGACGGUGUCCGUCGCGAUGCCGGUGCGUGACCACCUGCCCUGGUCCCUCUUCAAUCUCUUCUACAUGAACAUCUGCUGCCUCGGACUCACCGCCAUGGUCUUCUCGGUGAAAUCUCGAGAUCGGAAAGUGGUUGGUGAUGUAGAAGGGGCUCUUCAUUAUGGUUCGACAGCACGGUCACUCAACAUUGCAGCCACGGUGCUGAGCAUUCUCAUCUUCAUAAUCUUCAUUGCGUUGGCAGCCACUGGAACAUUUGCAGCAAUAAAAGGCACAUCAUAGUGCCACACUUUGAAAGGAUGAGGAGAAGGAAUGAUGCCCCUGGCAGGAGUCGCCUCAUGAUAAAGCUCUUUAAUUUCUUCAUGAAUAGCUCAUCUAUUGCUUGUUUUUCCAUCUGUAAUCUCUAUGGAAUGCUCAUAUGCUUUGCAACAAUAUCUAUGUCUGUUCAAUAAAAUGUGAAUGUAUGGCUUAAAUAGUAUUAAUGAAGUCAUUGAUGGCAUGUUUAUGAACACAAAAAUGUUCUGAGUAUUAUGCUUUUAUUUUGCUCUGUAUGGAUUUUCAGAAAACAUUCAAUAAAUUAGCUCACAAGAGUCUGUUACAAUA
Molecule: messenger RNA, 773 nt
Organism: Leucoraja erinaceus (little skate)
Lineage: Eukaryota; Metazoa; Chordata; Chondrichthyes; Rajiformes; Rajidae
Product: dispanin subfamily A member 2b-like
Exons: 2
Coding region: 129-452 (107 amino acids)
Cellular component (GO): plasma membrane
Source: RefSeq, a predicted model, not a curated record